This is a messenger RNA of Nicotiana tabacum (common tobacco), 713 nucleotides long. The record is from RefSeq and is a predicted model, not a curated record. NCBI's taxonomy places the organism in Eukaryota, Viridiplantae, Streptophyta, Magnoliopsida, Solanales, Solanaceae.
GGAUAUUUCCAAUAUCUUCGUUGUUUUCAAGAUGCAUGACGUUUCCUGCGCAAAGUUCGGAUGUCUUGGCUGAAUACAAUCAUUUCCCACAUUUGGUGAUUAACAAGCCACAAGAGAGUUUGAGUGGGGGUUCCCGCAGGAUCUACUUGGAGUUUUCCCUUGGUUCCUUGAAGGAAGUCUGGGUUGCAGUCCUUAAUAUUACUGGUUCAUUAUCCAGCUGGUCAUUUGCAGAUAACAUUCUUCCAGCUCCUGAGAAGACUGGUAAUGGUCCUCCAUCAUAUAUAUGUAGAUUAAGUGGUGCAGGCGAUAAAAACUGGACCUUUUGGUUGGAGGCAAGCAGUUCAGGUGCCAUUAGGGUUGAUGUGGCUGUAGUGGACCAGUAUUUGACAGUGUCUGCUGCUAAAUUGAAAGGUCUUUUUCCAGAUUGGAUGGAUGUGACUGCAUUCUCAAGUUUUAUGUCCACCUAUGUGUUGUAGACUUGUAGUUCGCAUAACAUUUUAUGUUUAGUCCUUUUUUUAUUUCCUUUUUGGGUGUAUCAUAUAGCAUAGCCUUGUUUUUACUUUUCUUAUUACCUCAUUAUUCCUUUGAAAUAAAAGAAGUAAAGUUUGUUUAGAGCUUGUAAACCCCUAGGUUUCUCUUUCAAUAAAAGCUAAUUGCUGGCGAAUGACAAUUUAUUGGAAUUUGUGAAGGGUAAAGUUGUCAAUUUUUGUACC